Messenger RNA from Neltuma alba, 1452 nucleotides. RefSeq names its product binding partner of ACD11 1. NCBI's taxonomy places the organism in Eukaryota, Viridiplantae, Streptophyta, Magnoliopsida, Fabales, Fabaceae. Bases 210 to 1019 code for a protein of 269 amino acids. Gene Ontology annotation, molecular function: RNA binding. The record is from RefSeq and is a predicted model, not a curated record. The transcript is spliced from 8 exons.
CUCUCUCUCCCCCCCCCCCCUCCGUUCUCAGUUCUGCUUCAAGGCGACUCCUAUCUGUUCGUGACGAUUGCAGCCCGAGCUGUUUCUUCCCUUCUUUGUCUCUCUGCUCUCAUCGUUGGCCACGGAAUUUGUCAAACUGCGUUCAACAUCUAAAUAGUAGUAGUUUUUGCUGUGCAAAUUGCAUAUACUGCUGCUACUAAGUCAUCGCAAUGCAGACAAGGACGGUUCAAGUAAAGAAUGUUUCAGAUCUAGCUACCGAGAGGGAGGUUCACGAAUUUUUCUCGUUUUCUGGAGAAAUCGAGCACAUUGAGAUUCAAAGUGAAUCGGGGAAAUUAAAGACAGCGUAUGUGACAUUUAAAGAUCCAAAGGCGCUUGAGAUUGCGUUAUUGUUAUCGGGAGCGACAAUAGUAGAUCAGAUUGUGAGUAUAACUCCAGCCGAGAACUAUGUACCGAAACAAGAGAUGGAGGAAGUAAUGGUGGUAGCAAGUGCUACAAAUGUUGCUCCUGUUGAAAAUAUUACACCAGAUGUUGAGGAUAAAGCAAACCCCACUAACAGUGGAAGAAUGUAUAUUAAUAGAGCACAAGAUGUAGUUACAAGUAUGCUCGCUAAAAGUUCAGCAAUUAGACAAGAUGCACUGAAUAAAGCUAAAGCGUUCGAUGAAAAGCAUCAGUUUACUGCCAAUGCAUCUGCUAAGGUUGCUUCUUUUGACAAGAGGGUUGGUCUUACAGAGAAAUGGACAAUUGGCAUUUCUGUAGUUAAUGAGAAGGUGAAGUAUGUUGAUCAGAGGCUUCAUGUUUCAGAUAAAACAAUGGCCGCAAUUCUAGCAGCUGAGAGGAAGUUAAAUGAUACUGGAUCAGCGGUCAAAACAAGCAGAUAUGUGACUGCUGGAACGACAUGGUUAAAUGGUGCCUUUGGUAAGGUGGCAAGGGCUGGACAACUUGCCGGUACGAAAACCAGAGAAAAGUUCCAUGUGGCUGUAUCUAACUUGACAGCGAAGGAGCCGCCAGUUGCUGCAUAAACCAGAAUUUGGUAAUCAUAGGUUACAUCAAGAGAUCUCUUUAUAUGAUGACAUUUUUUUGGAACAUGCUGCGAUGUCAAGCUGUUUGGCCUUGGAAACGGAAACACAGAGUUGCAAAACAGGAGGAGAGACAGGAAGGCACUGGUUGCUGUGUUUGUCUUCCUAAUCCGUCAGCAGUUUGUUUCACGUGGCAAGUGUUGUGAUUAAUUUUUAUCCAAUGCUUUAUUCUUUUGUCACUAUCUAUGGUUUGUCGAUGUUGCUUCUUUGUAAUUUCAGCAGUGGUAAUUCUGGUUUUCGUGUGGGAAGGAAAUUAUAGAUGCAAUGCGAGUGCUGUUCUCUUCACCUCAAAACAUUAGCUGAGCAUGUGCUAUGAGAUCUCUUACAUGUAUUCCUGUUACCAAUGCUUUUUAAAAAUUGUUGGAGAAAUUAUCUU